Molecule: messenger RNA, 1823 nt
Organism: Diceros bicornis minor
Lineage: Eukaryota; Metazoa; Chordata; Mammalia; Perissodactyla; Rhinocerotidae
Product: protein FAM187B-like
Exons: 2
Coding region: 380-1096 (238 amino acids)
Source: RefSeq, a predicted model, not a curated record
CCAGGCCGCCGGGAGGGCGCCUGCCGACCAGGGAUCCCGUCCGGCCCCCUCCUGCUGGGGCCCAGCCGAGCGGAGUGUGACUCACGAGAACCGAGACUCAACUGGGGUGAUUCACCUGUUGAGAGGGGCGGGUCCUGCCACGCACCUGUUCCCUCUCUGUCCACACCCCUCUCCCCAGCUGGCUAUGGACCCGCCUAGCUCUUGUGGACAUCUGAGUUUUCGACCCUGCAGCCUACACCAAGCUAUUUGAUGAAUUGUACUUCUGGAAGUGCAGUAGACCAAGGUUCAUUCCACUGCCGAGGGCUGAUGCCUGAGUUCUGUGGGUGACUUCACAAUGCCCAGGGUGGUUCCUAGCAUCCUCCUGUAGUCUCGAGCUACCAUGCUGGCUGUCCUGUGGCUGUUUUGCCUUUCUCUCCCCGCUCUGUGGGCCCAGAUAUUAAUAAGCUGUACCUACAAGAGUCUCUGCCAGCAGGCCCUACUCUCGGGCAAUGAUGUUGUCCUUCAGUGUGACUAUCCCAAGGCACUCUGGUACUUCUCUUCCAUUCUGGGGGAGGAUCCCUUGCUGCUAUCCUCAAUGCCUAACGUAAAGAAACUGCCUCGGGGCAGCCUCCAAUUGACCAACCCUCAGCCCUCCCAGACAGGCCUCUAUUACUGCCAAGACAAUGACAGUGCUAUCCUGGUGGAGUAUGAGAUUGAUUUCCAAGAUGUCACCACCCUGCAUGUUACGCACAAAGGCCUGGGCCAAAAGCCCCUGCAGAAUGAGACCCUGAGUCUGGGUGGCAGCGUACUCCUCUUUACCCACUGGGAACCUUGGCAGGACUGUAACCGCUGCGAGGAGCUGGGUGAGCGCAAACGCCUGGGGUACUGCUACAUGGAGGAGCCCCUGGAAAGACCCAUGCCCUGCUGGCUCUAUCUGAGAGAGGAGAAGGUGCAGUAUAGCCGCUUACGGCCUGAGCUGCAGGUGGAAGCGUGUCUUGUACCCUGCGACCACAUCAAGGAAGUCAAUCAGCCAUUCUUCACCUUUGACGUUUAUCAGUUGGGCAAGUUGACCAACAACAUGUGGCUCACCUGCCCCUUGGCCUCCGUCUACAGGUGACUGGACCAUCAUCGGCCCUGCCUUUAACCAUCACCCAGGCUUUGCUUCCUGUGCCCGCCUGGGCCAGGGAUUUACCUUCCAAUGGAAAAGCAGGCUCUGUCUCCCAGCCCAUGAGCCUUCAUAGUCAGUCUGUGCAGGAAGGGGUCUCGUCACUGGCCUGUUCAGAUGUUCAUUCAGCAAAAAUUCCCUGGUGCGCAUUCUGAGCCAGGCCCCAGGCAGUGAUGUGGGGGACACAGUGGUGACCAACAAAGACCUAGUCCUCGCCUUCAUAGGCUCCUGAUAUUGAGGGGGAGACCAAAUGCCAAACUUAGAGGCAAAGGCACUUCAGCCCAUGCUCACACCAAAAUAGGCACUAGUGUGGCUUUUCUCUCCUCACUGGGCUCUGACUGAUACAAUUUGUCUAUCAAUCCUUGAACCAAUGGCACAGUAUCUUAAUUAUUAUACCUUUAUAAUAAGUCAUGAUACCCAGUGAUAUAGAUUUCCUGAUUUUGUUUUUUAAGAUUUUCUUGGUUAUUCUUGGCCCUUUGUAUAAAAAUUUUGGAAUUGGCUUGUGGUUUCCAUCCAAAAAAAUUCUAUUUUUUAAGAAAAUAGAGACUUCAUUGAAUCUAAAGAUAAAUUUAGGUAGAAUCAAUAUAUUAUAAUAUUUAAUUGUCUUCCAAUCUGUGAACAUCAUAAAAAACUUCCAUUAUUUAGGCUUUCUUUAAUUUCUCCCAGUAAUGUGCAGUUA